AGGAAGAGAAGAGAAACAAGAAAAGAAAGGGAUUGAACAAAUUCUUGGUAAAAGACAGAGGGUGCCGAGAAAACAAGGCCGGUUGAGGUUUCGAUACAUCGAUCGUUAGUGAAACCAUCGUUUUCAGACAACUCACUCGCUUUUCCCUGUUUUUGCGAAAGCUAGCCAGCACACCCCUCUAGGCCUCUAUUCUCAUCUCUCAGAAUAUACUUUGCUCUGCUCCUCCAAAUUCCAAAAUCCCCUUCCCCUUUUGUUUAGUCUCAGAAUUCCCUUCUUCUCACUCCUCUCCCAUAUUACUCUCUAUGCAAUAUGGACCUGGAUAUCAUGCUCUUCCAAGAAUUGGCCUUUACUGUUGGCCUCUCUGUGGUCAUCUAUUUCAUCCUCUGCAAAUUCCAUUCCAACGCUUCUCUUGCAAGGGACAACAAAAACAUGGGUUUCUGCUGCGUAGAUGCGACUGAAAUGGCAGGGAGGCUGGAAGUUGAAGGUUUUGUAGAUGAAGGGAUUGUCGGUGGGGACGAUGAAAGAGUGGAAAAAGUAGCUGAUCAAGGGGAAGUAGAUAAGGAUGAUGAAAUUGUAGACGAAGUAGUCGACGAAAGUCCUGUGAGAAGAAAGCUUCAAGAAAUUGAAGUAGAGGGUCCUCUUGAAGAAGAUUUUCGCGAAAUUCAUAUAGAACAUGGCGAGAUUGAAGGAUCAAAAACGAUGGAGGAGGGUGAUGAAGAAGUUUCAGAGGAAAAGGGCAGUAGGGAUAAGAUGGAAAAUGAAAUAUUAAGAGAGGAGGGAGUAUUUGAUGAUGAGUGGGAAGGGAUUGAGAGAACAGACCUGGAGAAGGCUUUUGGCACUGCAGUGGUGUUUGUGGAUUCAAAGGCCAAUGCUGAUCAACUCGACAAUGGUGUGAAGAUGCAGCUUUAUGGCCUUCACAAGGUUGCUACCGACGGGCCUUGUUGCACAACUCAGCCCAUGGCAUUGAAGCUCUCAGCUCGCGCCAAAUGGAAUGCUUGGCAAAGGCUAGGUGACAUUAGCCGGGAGGAGGCAAUGGAGCAGUAUAUAGCCCUUCUGUCAAGGAGCAUCACUAAUUGGAAGGAUGAAAAAUGACAUGCUAGAGAUUCAUGGCAAAGGCUGUUCCCCCAACUGCAUUCUUAGGAUUGUAAGUGUCAAACAUGUGUGUAUCUUAUCUAAAGUAUAUAUGUUGUGGUACUUCUUUGUAAAUAAGCCAAGUUAUUAUGCAUUCAUUUAUCAUUUAUCAGGUAGAGAUUUAGAGAUAGCAUUGUUGGCUUCUACACUGUUUCAUUUUAUGUUCUUUUCCUAAAAAGGCUUAUUGGCCUUAAAAAUUCUUACAUUUACGUGAAAAAUAUAUCCAAACUUUUAAAA
Molecule: messenger RNA, 1368 nt
Organism: Ipomoea nil (Japanese morning glory)
Lineage: Eukaryota; Viridiplantae; Streptophyta; Magnoliopsida; Solanales; Convolvulaceae
Product: acyl-CoA-binding domain-containing protein 3-like
Exons: 3
Coding region: 310-1092 (260 amino acids)
Biological process (GO): fatty acid metabolic process
Molecular function (GO): fatty-acyl-CoA binding
Source: RefSeq, a predicted model, not a curated record